AAUUUAUCAAGUCGAAAGUAACUCUUAAGGAAGGGCGUAGUAGGGCUCGGUAGAAAACCUAAAAUGUUCGGAAGUUACUACUACGUUAUAACUACAAACUAUACUGUACCAAUUUGAAGGAUUACUUCUACCUCUUAAGGUUAAGGAAGGUUCCCAGUUAAAUAAAUUGCGUUGCUCAAAAGCACUCGGUUUGAAGAUUCUCGAGAAACGUCGGAGUAUAGUGGUAGGCGCAUUGGUGACGGUGAAAUCGUGGAGGGGACGACCCCUCCUGCCCUACUCCGGUGCGCGCAACGUCAUUGUGCCGUGUGGGGCCAUGAUCGUUGGAGUGUGUGUGCGUCCCUCGAGCUACGCGCAGACCUACCCAGUAAAUACGAGGCUUCCGUUCCCUGUGCGUGUCGAGUGUUGAAACAGUGCGUAGUUAAAGGAAGUGAUAGACUUUCGUCUUCUUGACAUCCCGUGGUCACCGGCGUGUUCCAUCAUGCCGUUGAGUAUUGGGGUUAAUCUAAGAGUGACCGGACAUUGUAAUCAGGGCGGUCGUAAGUACAUGGAGGACAUGUUCAGCGUGGCCUUUCAAUCGACACCGGAUGACAAAGAUCUGGAGUAUGCCUUCUUCGGAAUAUUCGACGGCCACGGAGGCGGCGAAGCUGCCACAUUUGCUAAAGAACAUCUGAUGAACGUUAUCGUCAAGCAGAAGAAUUUUUGGAGCGAUCGGGACGAGGAUGUGCUGCGAGCCAUCAAAGACGGAUACGUGAACACGCACUAUGCGAUGUGGCGGGAGCUUGACAAGUGGCCGAGAACCGCAUCCGGAUUACCAUCUACGGCCGGGACCACGGCUAGUAUAGCCUUUAUUCGUAAAGGUAAAAUUUACCUGGGUCAUGUAGGAGAUUCUGGCAUAAUAUUGGGAUACCAAGCAGAUGGUGAUCCUCAAUGGCGUGCAGAAGCUUUGACCAAAGACCAUAAGCCGGAAAGUGGGCCAGAAAUGAUGAGGAUACGUCAGUCUGGUGGUAAAGUUGUUAGUAAGUCUGGGGUUCCAAGAGUUGUUUGGAACAGACCUCGUAUUGGGCACAAAGGACCUGUUCGAAGGUCAACUCAUAUAGAUGAAAUUCCAUUUCUUGCUGUUGCUAGAUCCUUAGGUGAUCUUUGGAGUUAUAACUCAGAGUUGAACACAUUUGUUGUGUCUCCAGAACCAGAUGUUAAAGUAGUUGCGAUUGAUGUGGAAUCACAUCGUUGCCUUAUUUUUGGAACAGAUGGUUUGUGGAAUAUGUUGACACCCCAAGCUGCAGUGGCUAUUGUCCAAGCUGCAGAUAGACAUAAUGAGAAACAUUUGAUUGCUUCUCAACAAACAUGUAAUGGGCAAGCUGAUAAUGUUCAACUGUGGAUAAAUCCUUCGAAAAGUCUAGUAGAUAGAGCUUUGGAAAAGUGGUCAUUAAAGAGGCUACGUGCAGAUAAUACAAGCGUGGUUACAUUAAUGUUAGAUCCACCAGGUCCAUCUCGUAGUGAGAUUAUAUUGAGCCAGAAAGAGUGUGUUGUAACACAUCGUACUAUGCACACACCUACAGCUACGCUUGCAGAAGCCCCAACAAGACAUAACUGUAAUCAAGUCUCUCCAAGUACACCAAGGCCUUCCCCUAUAAUAAAUCAUUAUGUUGAUCUUAACCGGUCUGUACCAGCUUUUUCAGAUGAGAUUGAGGGGAAUCGAAAAGAAUCAUAUGUGGAUAAUAUAUGUACACCUGCAGAUAAAAUUGAAGAAAAUCAAUAUCAAAAAGAUGAAAAACAUGCAGAUAUCUCAGAAAAUUUGGUCGAUGGAAAUUUUCAACCUGUAGAAUUAUCAUCCAAUGAAAUAUUAAAGAACAGUAUAGAAGUAAAUAGUCUCGAAUUUGAGGCAGAAGUAGAAAAAACCAAGACCAACGAGGGACAACCAACAAAGAUAACUGAAGAUAAUACACUAAAUGAGCAGAAAAAUUCGAGAUCAUCUCGGCAAUCACCUGAGAUAGAAAUGAAAAACGAUCCUGAUGUUUCAAAUGUGAUACACCAAAGUGCAUUUUCCAGUGAAUGUAAUGGUACACAUUCUUCCACAGUCGUUACUAAUACCACAGAGAGCAAUGAAGUAGUUCUAGCGAGUACUAGCUGUAAUGAGAAUGAAGUAAAAGCUAACAUAUUAAAUGGAUCUCGUCACAGACAAACAACAUUAUUCUCAACCUCAAGAAGAGAUGUUCGAAGCACGAGAAGGCUCAGCCUAACCACACAUCCGCGAAAUACUUUGGGCGAUGCUAGUUCGUUGGAAACGAAAACAUAUGUAAAUUCUAGACUUAAAUCGCGUAGUACAAAAGUGUCAGUAUCGGGAAACACGAUGGAGGAAGGUGUGAGAAAUUCGACGAGCAAAACGAGCGGUAGUGCUGUUGCUACUAAACGAAGACACAGUGCAAUAUCACAGAGUGUAGUUAACACGAUUGAGGAGUCACGUAUGUUACAAGAACCAUGCGUUAAAAGGAGGACGCGAUCGGAGGAUCGUCCGAACCCGGUCGAUGAGAACGAUCCAGCGAAUCAAGCCACAAAGGACGCGAGUAGUAGUAUGAGCUGGCCUAGCACGGAUUCCAAUAUUGCUCGUUCUACGGCUGUUGCUACCACUGUACCUGUACAGGAAAGGCUACCGUCGCUAAAUAGCUUCCAAAGAAAUUUGGAGAAAAAAGCUACGCCAGUGAAAGCUAUCAGAAGGCCGUCUAUCAAAGGUCUGUUGAAACAAUUGUGGGCUGCUAGUCUCAGCGCAAGAGAGUGGGAUCAGGGAAGAAGUAAUAGAUCAAAUAAUUGUAACGAGCGGAGGAUAAAGCGAGCCGUGUCUAUUAUAGGUCCUUCAGAUAAUACGACUGUUCCGCAACGUUGGCUCAGGUCAGAUACUAUCGCAGCGACACCUGUAAAAACACUACGUUCACGUAAUGUAGACAUAACUGGUCACACGAUAUCUCCACAAUUAGUACAUCAGUACGGAAUAGUAAAGCAAAGUCGGCUCUCUUUACCGUGUAAAUUGAAGCAUUCUAGUAAUAAUGGAUUUCUACAGUCAAAUAGAGUAAGGUCUUCCUCCUUGUCGUCCAGUAUAAAGCAAACUAGCAGUAAUACUGCGAACGGAGCUUGCUCUACGAUUAGUCCUACGAAUACCGGAUGUAACUCUAGUUCCGGAAUGGCUAAGAGAGUCAAAUCACCCUAUAACCCAAGUGCUAGGUCAUUAAGCACGCGAUCUCGCAUUAAACGUCUUGGAAAAUGAGGUAGGGUAACGUACAUUAAUUACACUGCUUGUUACAUUAAACAGGGUAUCAUUUCUUACCCUCACCAAAUUUUUCUUCACUUUGCGUCUUGCUUUUCAUCUUCAUGGAAAGGUAUAUUUAACUGAGAGAGAUUAACUAUUCUCGUUUAUACUGUUGCAUUUUAUCUUGAAACUUGAAGAUGCUAUAGGCAAGCUCUUGUCUCAAUUUUCCAAAUGUCUCGAUGGAAUUGGGUUUGCAUUUUAUGGACCAAUUGUUAAAAAAAGCAAAGAAAAAUAAGAAUCAUCAACGAUUUCCAUCGUUUCCUAUUUUAGAAUAGUUCUAACUUCUUCUUAAAACAAUUUGCUAGUAAUAAGUAUAUGAGGAUACUAAGUAGGAUAACAAUUUUCUUAUCGAUACAUAGUAAAGUUUUACUACUUCCACGGCACACUACGGGUCAAGAGUUGAUCGUAUUUUUCAUAUUUGCAUAGUUUCACACGUUGAAAGAUAUUUAGCAAUAAUGUAGAAUCAAUCGAAUAGUAUAACGUAUUUCUUCAUGUUCCGUUUAGAAAAAUGCAUACAUUAAUAUGAUUAUUCAAAACAAGACAUGGCACGUCCAUACGGAUAAUUGAGUAACUCUGUUUUUAUACGAACAAAGAUCAUUUAAUGUGAAAUAUUUUGUAGAUACAUACAGAUAUAUUAGUAUUACACAAAUACAAAAGCUUUUGAAUCAAGAUUUAACAAUUUUCUUUAGUGUUCAUUUUUGUCUCCCAAUCUUACUUAGCUGCCAACUGGGCGACUUUUUUCAAUGUUAUUAUUUCAGUAGCCGUACUCUAUCUGUCUCUCUUUCUCUAUCUCUAUCUAUAUCUAUCUAUCUCCCUCUCUCCUCCCUCUCUCUUUCUCUCUCUCUUUGUGCUUCGAACCAUCUUAAAUUCGUUUUUAAAGCAACGAAUGCUUCUGAGUGUGUAGUAAGCAAUAAGAACGUUACUAAUAGGAUCUAAUCUAUAAAUGCUAAUAAUAACCCAAAGACAUCGUACAUACCUACAUACAAUGAAUAGUGAUUAGAGAGAAAGAGGAAGCAUAACCGAAAUGAAAACACAACAUACAUACACGCAUUGAACAUAAACACAUAUUUCUCUUGUUUACAUCUUAGACAACCCGUUCGAAUAAUCGAACGUUCCGUUAAAUAAUCGAUGUUCCAAUAAUCGAAUUUUUCGUUAAUCGAUCGUUCCAUUAAUCGGGGUUUCGAUAACUGAGAUUUUAACGUCAUGUCAAUCAUAAAUUGCAUGUGUAUUUCUUUCCAAUUGUAUAUACUAUUCCUGCAGAUUGUAAUUUAUACAUUGGAAUAUCUCCACUGUUAUCCACGUAUGUAAUUUCCCGAAUGUAGCAAUACUUCCUUUUUUUCAUGCCGUGGUAAUAGUUUCUGAAUAGUUUUUGAUUUUCAGAAAUCAGUGUUAUCGGUUUUCAAGUUUGAGUAAAAUAUUCCUCUUUCUCAAGUAAUAGAUCACCAUGCUACUUCAUUUGAACAGAUUUUGCCAUCAGAAAGCUAACUAGGUACAUUUUUAUCACUUUUCACUUUCUUAAGAAAGCAUAGCACCUUGUAGGAUUAAAAUGAAUACUAUAAUCUAAACAUUUGCUUUAUCUAGUAAUUAUUUCAUAGUAUAUUAAGACUUUUAUUAUUGUUUAAGAUUACAAAACCAGUUGGAACCCAGUAUUACCAACAAUUGGAACAAGAAAUUACUAUUUUAACAUAAGUAAAGUUAGACCUUUUACAAUAUAAUGUAUAACGAAUAUUAAAAUAUUAGAGAGAUUGUACAAUACAUUAUAGAUGAUUUUGUAAAGGACAAUUUGUAAAAAGUUGAAUUUGUUGUAUGAAUAACUCUUAAGACCUGCUGGGUACUAGGUCGAAAAGCAUAGUUUUAAAACAGGUUCUGUUAAAAAAAUUUUUUUUAAAUAAUUUCCAACUUUUUGAAACUAAUAAGACGGCGUAUCUCAUUAAUUGUCAGCUUAAUAUUAAAUGAUUCCUUUCUUAAUUCUAUGCUUUCUAAUGUUUGACUAGCUUGUUAAAUUGUUAAUUGUAGAGUUUGAGGAAGCUUGAAACAGAAAAAGAUAAAGAACACGAACAUGUGUAUAAAAUAUGUGAGUAUGAGAGUAAAAGAAGUAAAGGAUAACUGUAACUACAAGUGCGUAUGUGAUUUGCAAAAAUUAUUUUGAAUGAUUCCUUUAAAUGUUCCAGUGUUUUACAUGGGAGCGACUUUCAAAGAGGACUAACAAGUCAUUAAAGAGAAAAUGUGAUUUGCUUACAGUAAGAUUACAAAGAAAAUGAAAAUAUCUAGUACGUAGGUACGUAAAACAGCGAUCCGCUUUGGCCAAGCAUGGAGGUGACUGUUCAAGAUUCGUUCGGUCGACAUUAAGGGAAAACCGGCGUGUAUAAUCAUGAAAUUUUUAUAUUUAACUUUAUACAAUGGCAGCACAAAAUCUAAGAAAGUCUUUCGAUAUAAUAAGGAAAAAAGAAAAAAGGGACUCGUAGGUAGUUCGAUUCUAUUGUAUUCACUGUUGUAAGUAUUCAGUCGUUCGCUUAAUUACGACGAUAAUUUUGAAUAGCGUCUACCUUGGUACGAAGCGGUACGAAAAAUGACUGUCUGUUAUGCGAUACAAAAUUUAGAUUAUAUUUAUAGCAGCUACAAAAAAGAGAAAACGAACGAGUGAGUGAAAGAAUUAAAAAAUUUAUUUGUUGUAUGGAUAUAUAAUAAUUCUUCAACAAAUUUUAGCUUUUUCUCAAUUUUGCAACAAUCAGAAGGUGGUUCAUAUAUAUUUUUAUGGGCGAAACACGGCAGACUGUGGGUACUGAGAAAGAACGGUUCGCAGAGUCGCGUUUUGCUCGCAAAAAUUUACAAGAGUCGCCUUUCGAAGUUCGCAAAAUUAGAGAUGUGUUGAACAGUGAAUCGUUAAAACGAUGAUUGAGAUGCAGAUGUUUCGUAUAAUUAUGUGCUUAAAUCGUUAAAUAGAAAUGUAUUCUAUUGGAGGCUUUUUUUUCAUUUAUUACGAAUGCGGUGAUUAUUUUUAAGUUUAUUUAAAAUUUGCGAAUAGCGUGAAACUUACUUCAGGAUAAUUUUGAAAGUUUGGUUGCAUGUGUGCUGAAGUAAUAAUAUGGUCAGAGAGAUUGAGAUGGUAAAUUCUCAUCCACAUGUUACAAUUUUGUUCCAUAUACAUAUGUAUAUCUUCUAGAGUAAUGUUUGUUGAAGAUUAGAGGGUGUUUUAUGUUAAAAUAAGAUUAUUCAUAACAUGAUUUUUAGUUGACUUCUAUCUUUUGGAAUAUUUUUUAUAGAAAUAGUACAGUGAUCAUACUUGAUGAAAAUUUACCAUUUCUCCGGGAUUAUUUGACCAAGUGAAAAAAGAAAAUGAAGACAUUCAGAAGCGUAUGCUUGUACGAAUUUAUCAAUAUUUUUAUAUCUUUCUGUUUUAUUAUAGACAGUGCAGAGAGAGACAUAAUUAUUUCAAAAAACAGAGAGGAAAAUAGUAUGACAAAGGAAAGAAAAUAAUGACACGUGCCUACAAUAGUUACCAUUGAAAUUUGUAUAUAUAUAUGUAUAAAGUGUAUUCAUACAUAUAUCAUGAGCCAAGAAGAAAGUAAUUUUUUCAUUGUUACCCAGUGAAAAUAUAAACACCAAAUGAUAAGAAAGAAAUAUAUUACAAGGUAGAUAAAAUCUGAGAUACAUAAAAUAAGAACAUUUCACUAUCUCUUCUUGGUGCAUGCGAUCAAGUAGCACUAUCUAUACAUAUAGAUAUACUGUAUAUGUAUGUAAAUAUAUAUAAGUAUAUAGGCGCAUAUAUAUACAUACAUAUUGUAAAAUAAAAACGCAUAUAUUUGUAAAUCGUCUACAUGUAGAUAUAAUUAAAAAAAAAAGAUUUAGAUGAUUGUGCUCAUAAGAGACAUAAAGAAAAUCUUCGCUAGCGUUUAUUUAUAUACAUGAGAAAUUAUAAUAGUAACGAAGGAAAUGAAAUGUAGGAGUGGACGAGGAAAAAAUGAUCCGUCUAGUUCUGCGUUUGUAGAUUUAACAUUCGUUACAUAGGACGUGAAUUAAAAACAAAUAAAUAGAAAAACUAAGUAUUUUCUCUGAGAGUCAAAAUAAACGGGAAAAGGAAGAAAUAAGAUUUAACAGAGGAACACAGAAUUGUAUAGAGAAUGGAAAUUUAUAGCGGUUUAUCUCAGGUUAAGCAUAGGUUGAAGGAGGCAUACUCGAACAAAUGUGUGAUCACGUUUCAAAUCUGUAUAUUUUAAUUAAAUAAACUGAAAUAUACAAAUGUU
This is a messenger RNA of Bombus huntii, 7545 nucleotides long. It is a transcript of the gene Pp2C1, whose product is annotated as protein phosphatase 1D. Gene Ontology annotation, molecular function: protein serine/threonine phosphatase activity; cation binding; mitogen-activated protein kinase binding. Gene Ontology annotation, biological process: protein dephosphorylation. Lineage: Eukaryota; Metazoa; Arthropoda; Insecta; Hymenoptera; Apidae. The coding region runs from base 479 to 3259 and encodes 926 amino acids. Gene Ontology annotation, cellular component: cytosol; nucleus. The record is from RefSeq and is a predicted model, not a curated record. The transcript is spliced from 7 exons.